This is a messenger RNA of Fonsecaea multimorphosa CBS 102226, 1878 nucleotides long. RefSeq lists its product as uncharacterized. Gene Ontology annotation, molecular function: SUMO activating enzyme activity. Gene Ontology annotation, biological process: protein sumoylation. The coding region runs from base 1 to 1878 and encodes 625 amino acids. The record is from RefSeq and is a predicted model, not a curated record. Gene Ontology annotation, cellular component: SUMO activating enzyme complex; cytoplasm. NCBI's taxonomy places the organism in Eukaryota, Fungi, Ascomycota, Eurotiomycetes, Chaetothyriales, Herpotrichiellaceae. The transcript is spliced from 2 exons.
AUGCCUCGCGACAGGUAUACCCGUAAGUCUCUGGGCGCAACACAGCGACUGGUGAAGGAGUCCCGCGUCCUCCUUGUCGGCGCAGGCGGCAUAGGUUGCGAGCUGCUCAAGAACCUCGUCCUCACCGGCUUCGGCGAAAUCCACAUAAUAGACCUGGACACAAUCGACCUGAGCAACCUGAACCGUCAGUUUCUCUUCCGGCAAGAACAUAUCAAGAAGCCGAAAGCCCUGGUCGCAAAGGAUGUGGCUCAGAAGUUCAACCCGAACGUCCAAUUAUUCGCGUACCAUGCCAACAUAAAAGACAAACAGUUCAAUCUGGAGUGGUUCUCGGGCUUCAAUAUCGUGUUCAAUGCGCUUGACAACAUGGACGCGAGACGGCAUGUCAACAAGAUGUGCCUUGCUGUCGAUGUCCCCUUGGUCGAAUCCGGCACCACAGGCUUCAGAGGUCAAGUCCAGGUUAUCAAGAAGGGCAAGACUGCUUGCUACGAUUGCACUCCCAAAACUACUCCGAUUUCCUACCCUGUCUGCACAAUCCGUUCCACUCCGAGUCAACCGAUCCACUGUAUUGUAUGGGCCAAAAGUUAUCUUCUACCGGAACUCUUUGGCGUCAGUGAAGACGAGGCAGCUGAGAUGGAUUCAUCAGAAGACUCCGAGAAUGCUGAAGAAAUCCAGAAGCUGAAAGAGGAGGCGCAGGCCCUGAAGAGAAUAAGAGCUUUAAUGGGUUCAAACGACUUCGCAAAGCAGGUGUUUGACAAGGUGUUCAAAGAGGAUAUCGAAAGACUGGCGAAGAUGGAGGAUAUGUGGAAAGACAAGAAACCGCCCGAGCCUCUUUCUUACGAUACGCUUGAGCAACUAGCAAGUGAGGUCGGGCCGGGAGUCGCUACAAAUGGCCAAGUGACAUGGUCUGCCGUUGAGAACUUUGUUGUGUUCAAAGACAGCCUGGAUCGUCUGGUGAAACGAUUAUCACAAGAACAAGCGGCCGCCUCGAGAUCGGGGGCCCUGCAGCCCUCGAUCUCUUUCGACAAAGAUGACGAUGAUACAAUGGACUUUGUUGCCGCAACGGGUAACCUACGAGCAAUCAUUUUCGGCAUCGAACCCAAGUCAAAGUUCGACAUCAAGCAGAUGGCAGGCAAUAUCAUACCGGCAAUCGCCACUACAAAUGCCAUGGUGGCCGGCCUUUGCGUAUUGCAAGCGUUCAAAGUCUUGAAAGGCGACUAUGCUCGGACUAGAUGGCUCUGGCUGGGGAUUGGUUCACUGCGGACUGACCACUUGGAUUCACCCAACCCUGAGUGUCCUGUUUGCAGCGUUGCUAUGGCAAGAGUGCAUGUCAAUAUUGAAAGAGCCACGCUAGGGGAUUUGGUACAAGACAUUUUGCGGACCAGACUAGGCUAUGGGGAAGAAGUGACAGUCAUGACUGAAGCCGGCGUGGUAUAUGAUCCAGACCUGGAGGACAAUCUGGAGAAAAAGCUAUCAGAUCUCAAUAUCGUCGACGCAAGUUUUGUUCUCGUCAAGGAUGAGGAUGAAAAUCCCCGAGUCGACCUCCAAAUAGCCAUCGAAGCGAAGAAACCAGAGGACGAAACCAAAGCGGUUCUCCUUGUUGAGAAGGAAGGCGAAGCGUUGGAGAUCCCCCGGAAACCGAAGGAGUCCGUCUCGGACGGUAUCCACGACGAAGACGAUGAUAUGAAUGGCUUGAUCGUUUCGAACGGCGUCUCAGGCGGCAAGCGGAAGCGGCCACUGGACGAUGAAGGAGACGAGAGUGCUCAGCCAGCAAAGAAAUUGCAAGGCCUGUCGUCGGCGGAAGUUGCGAAGAACCAGAUUAUGGCAGCGAUUGUAAUUGACGAGGAGGACGGGGCGCUCGUGAUUGCAGAUGAUGAUUAG